Molecule: messenger RNA, 2876 nt
Organism: Lampris incognitus (smalleye Pacific opah)
Lineage: Eukaryota; Metazoa; Chordata; Actinopteri; Lampriformes; Lampridae
Product: transcription intermediary factor 1-alpha-like
Exons: 18
Coding region: 1-2817 (938 amino acids)
Molecular function (GO): protein binding; zinc ion binding
Source: RefSeq, a predicted model, not a curated record
AUGGACGAGGGCGUUGGAAAACAGGAGCCCGUCAUCCCGAUGGGGAAUGAAGCGGAGAGCAUGCCCGUCCGGGAGGAGGAGGAGGUCGGUUUGAAUCUCCUGGACGUGUGUCCCGUUUGUAAUCUCAACUUCCACAGCCGGGAGCCCAAACUUUUGCCGUGUCUUCACUCUUUCUGCAAGAAAUGUCUCCCGUCGCCUUCCAGGAAUUUAGCCAUCAUGGCUUCCCCCGUGGACAGCGCCACCACACCACUCAAUGUGAUCCGCUGCCCGGUGUGCAGACAGGAGUGCAUGGAGAUGGACGUGAUGGAGAACUUCUUUGUGAGGGACUCCGUGGAAGCUCCCAGCAGCACCGUGGAGAGGCCUGUCCAGGUCAGUGUGUCAGGACUGGUCAGGACGGAUGUGUUUAGGUCACAAGCCCACGGUGUGUCCGCCCAGAGGCCGGUAUUCUGUGACACCCACAAAAAGGAGCCUCUGAAGCUUUACUGUGAGACCUGCGACCUGCUCACCUGUCGGGACUGCCAGCUACUCAAACACAGAGACCACAAUUACCAGUUCCUGGAGGAUGCGUACAACACCUACACACAACAGAUGGAGGCCAUGACCUGCAAACUUCAAGACAAAAAGAAAGUUGUGAAAGAAGUGUCAGACUCCAUAAACAACAGGCUGCUUCAGGUGGACCAGAACCGCACAUCAGUUUACAACGACAUCAAGCGGUCCAUCUCCAGUUUGAUCUUCGAGAUAAGCCAGAAGGGCAAGACCCUGGUGAACGAGCUCGAGGCUCUAACGAAGGACCACGAGGGUAUUUUGAGGAAACAGCAGGAGGACAUCGGUUACCUGUCCAAGCACCUGGACCACGUUAUCAGCUUCGCCAAGUGGGCCAUGAGCCGGAACAGGGCUGCGGCCCUCCUGCACUGUAAACGCCUGAUUCUGUUUCAGAUCGCCAACCUGCUGGGGGCAAAGUGCAACCCGUCAUUUCUACCACAGAGCACGGUGCGGUUCCAGUGUCGCUCCUCCUACUGGGCCUCCAACGUAGACCUGGGCUCCUUGGUUAUGGAGAACGCACCGAGCCACCCCCUGGGAGGGGCUCAGGGCAUCCCUCAGCCACCUGCCCCCGCCGGGCGGGGUCCCUUUGGCCCCUUUACUACCCCAGGACCCCGUCUGGCCACCAGCGACACCCUGGCUCAGCUUCAGAUGCAGGUGGACAAGCUGGCCCCACAGCCCCACUGGCAGCCCCAGCAGCACCCGCCUCCACCCAGGACAUGGUACCAGAGUGUCCAUCUCCCGCGAACCGCCCCGGGGCCGCUCCAGAGAAUUUCCCCUUCCCAGAGUUUGCCCCACUUGCCCCAUCAGCCCAGCCGCAGGUUCAUGGUGCCCCCCCCCAACCCUGUUGGCCCCAGUAGCUGCUUACUGGGCCCGGGGUAUACCCCCCAGCCGCAGAGGGGGAUGGUGAGCAGCUCCAGCUACCAGCCCAAAUCCAUGGAUGUGGUCUCCUCUUCGCUGUUUAACCCCCACGAUGCAACGCUCCCCGCAAACGGUGGUCUCGGCUCCCCUCACUCAUGCCAGCUGACUGAGCCGGCAUACCUGAACAAGAGGGAGGAUGCAGGUGGCCCUGCACCGAUACCCGCCUCAGACGACCCGCGCAGCCUGCAGGCGGCCCGGCCGUACAGCAGAACGCAGGGACGGGCGACUCCACCCGCCUGCCCCGUCGCCUGGCAAGAGGAAAAACCAACGUACGUUGACCGGGUCGUUUCCUGCAAAGCCCCGGAGACGCAGCAGCCCGACGGGGCGCCGGGCUCAGCUGCCAAGAGGAGACGGAGGCUGUCGCCGGGGCCCGUCAUCAUCAUCAAAGACGAGGCGGAGGAUGACGCUGGCUAUGUGCAGUCCAACCAGAGAGCCAGCCUCCCCGACAGCACGGGAGACCAACACCAACCUCCAGGCCCGGCUGCAGCGACCCAGCAGCAGUUGCCUCCGCCUCCUCCUAUGGGGGAGGACAAACCCAGGCCCCCCCGACCGCCGCCGAGCCCGGGGAAACAAAGUCAGGCCGAUGUCCCGUCUUCGGCAGGGACGCGUCAAGCGGAGUGGUGUCGAGCCCUGGCGGAGGACUCCGGUGAAGACCGGUGUGCCGUGUGUCAAAGCGGGGGCGAGCUGCAACGCUGUGAUAAGUGUCCCAAAGUUUUCCGCCUUACGUGCCACAUUCCGGUGCUAUCCACGUCUCCCAGGCAAGCCCGGAGCUCCGUCACAUGCAGCGAGGGGUUUUGCUGUCUGUGCCGGGACCUGUCGGAGCCUGCGACCGAGGACGACUGUGAAAACAAACCUGAAGCCAAAACAGUGAAGGAGGAGCCGGGCCUUGAGGGAGGAAUGUCCCCCGCAGACACGUGGAAGUGCAAGCGGCUGCUGCUGUGGCUGUUUUGCAGCAAGAUGGGCUCAGACUUUUGCCGACUUCUGUCCUCCAUGCAGUCCUCUGACAACAGCCAGGUUGUAAAGGAUGGGAUGGAUUUCUCCACUGUGAAAAGAAAGCUUGAAUCUGGGCAGACAAUCUACCAAAGCCCAGCUGAGUUCAUAUCUGACGUCCGCCUCAUCUUCAGGAACUGUGCAACGCUCAAUGAGGCAGACACCAAGGUGGCUUUAGCAGGCAGAAAGCUUGAGGAGCUGUUUGAGGAGCACCUGAGGAUCUUCUACCCAGACUGGACAUUUCCAGAGGACAAAAUGGAGGUCAUUAAUCCUGCCAUCCAUCCUGAUGAUAAAACCUCCCAGCAUGCACUGUGCCAGCACAGGAACUCCGACUCCCAGAGUGCACUGAGCACUCCUGCAAGAUGAGAAGAAGCAGUGUGAGGGCCUUAAACUCUCAUUAACCAUUUACAGUGGAUAUAAAAAGU